CCCACCGAUCAUAUUCGGUUCCAUUUCCUUUCGAACCUUCAGCUGUUCACAAUCGCAUCGCACGGAAAUGGCCGCUUUGUCCACUGUUCUCAUCAUCUGUGUCCUUUCCGUUCGGUACACGGGAGGUGUCAGAAAAACCUGGAUUCGCAAUACGAACUUCAACAAUCCAUACAACUGGGAUUUGGCAAGAGUACCCUGCUCGAACGACCGUGUCAUUAUUCCGAGCCAGAUAGAGUCUGCAAUACAACUCAAAGAUGGCAGCACAGUAGUGAAAGAAUUAGUGCUGCCAUCCAACGGCGAAAUCAUGUUACCACUUACCGGUUCUCUCCUCAUCACUGGAGACUUCCGUGCCAAGGAUAAAUGUCGUGGAGAAGAUAUCGUGUUCACAAGAAGUUGGUCGGCAGCUUGGCUGGACCCUGCUAACUGGAAGACGGAAGGACGGGUUACAACAGAUCCUGUACCCCAUCUGGAGCGCAUCCCUUGCACCCACGAUCACAUCGUUUUUCCAGAGGGCAGCACCUUCCGAGUGCAUCUACCGGAAGUGGUCGUUACUGUUGGCAGCAUCUCUUUACUCGGACAGGAGAUGAGCCCAAGUCAGUGGCAGGAGGCCCUGCUGUCGGAACCUGGAGAACGUCAGUUCGUGUCUGGCGAAGGGGACUACAUGCGGAUAAGCUCUGUAGUGAUCACAGGAGAGGAGUCGUGUCCUGACAAGGCGGGGUGCUCCUGCGCGGGCCACCCAGAGUUGCGAGCCGCUGUGUGCACACAUACCAGGGACCGCAAUGGAGACUGUUAUGACUCCAGACAGGCAGAGUGUAUCUCUCCUGUCCAGCCUCUUGGACACUGCUGUGACAUCUGCGGUGCUUACCUGCUGCUGGAGUACUCCGAGUCGAAGUUGGCACUGAACCAUCUCCGAUCUCUCCUAGACUCGUACUUGAGGCAGGAGAAGUACUCCAAAGUAGUGGGUCACAUUGGCAAACCUGCAAUGGUGGACGAUGCUCUUAGAAAUCGGUUACAGGUCGUUCUCAAAGACGUGGGAGGGUACAGAGGCGACUGCAACAACCUGGCCAACGUCUUCGCUUCAAGAGUCAGAAACAGUGAGUACUUUGGGGUGACGAGGGUCACUGUGUACACAGCUGGAGAGGCCAAGUACUUAUCCACCUGGGGGAGCGUUCUGGGUACAAUUUUUGGGACAUUUAUCGCUGCAAUCAUUGCCAUGGGAAUCAUCUACUUCGCCUUCAUAGCCCACCGUCAAAACUGGUGGGUGCUUCAAGCAGAACCCUUCUUAUUUGCUCGAUUUGAGAACGCACCGAGCGAGAGCGAAGAGGCACUGGAGAGCCGAGUAGAGGUGUUACCUGGAGGAUCCCAGCAGCCAGAUAAGUCCUGUUCCAGCCAGCCGCCACCUGCUGCCUUCGACAACCCCAUGUACGGAAAUACGAAGGUAGAGGAGCGGAAAGUGCUUCCCCGGGCAGAACCUGGCGAACACGUGACACACGAGAACCCCGUGUACAGCGAGUUGCUGCUUCAGGAGGAAGAGCAGAUACAAGAAAUGUACGAAGUGAAGGAUGAGACGCCACCCGCAGAGCAAUCCGACCUACAUGCUUCAUACAUGGCUGCUGAAGAGAGAGCCGGACAUACGUACUGACUUCAGCUGUUUGCCUCACUGCAACUAGAACAGUGGUUCAGGGGGCACGUUAUGUGUAUUUCAGUCAUUGUGAGCAGAAAGUUCGAAAGUACCUAAGAAACGUCUUCACGACUUUAUUUUGUAAUUUUUCUGUGCAUGGAAUAAAUAAAGGUUUGUUUAAAAUAAUAAAAAAUCUAUGUACUUUUCGUGUUUAUAAUUCACGAUGCUUUUUAAAAUCAGUGUAGGCAUACAGUUGCGUUCUGAGACAAAGGGAUAUGCAAAGCUUUGUUCUCAAGCCAAGG
Cryptotermes secundus is the source of this 1923-nucleotide messenger RNA. It is a transcript of the gene Amnionless, whose product is annotated as protein amnionless. Bases 68 to 1642 code for a protein of 524 amino acids. Gene Ontology annotation, cellular component: endocytic vesicle; apical plasma membrane. The record is from RefSeq and is a predicted model, not a curated record. Gene Ontology annotation, biological process: intracellular protein localization; receptor-mediated endocytosis. NCBI's taxonomy places the organism in Eukaryota, Metazoa, Arthropoda, Insecta, Blattodea, Kalotermitidae. The transcript has 8 exons.